Molecule: messenger RNA, 3602 nt
Organism: Nymphaea colorata (pocket water lily)
Lineage: Eukaryota; Viridiplantae; Streptophyta; Magnoliopsida; Nymphaeales; Nymphaeaceae
Product: pentatricopeptide repeat-containing protein At1g09820-like
Molecular function (GO): protein binding
Source: RefSeq, a predicted model, not a curated record
AAUAUCAAUGUGGGCCUUCCGAUCCUUUUAGAACGGGCGGUAAGAGCAGUGGACACUAUCGGCUAAAUCGAGAUCGAGCCCCUCCUACAACUAUUACUAAUGUUUUACGCGUUACUAUAUCCGGUUAUAACAAAUUACCGCGACUUACCCGCCCGCUUAUAAAUUCCCCUCUCCAGAGCCGCAGCCACUGGUAAGUUUGUAGGGUUCCGGUUGGGGAAGCUUUGGUUCACCAAGCGCCGACAAGGAGACGGCAGCCUGGGGCUCGCCAUUCUUCCGUUUACAGAGAAAAUUGCCGUCCAUUAUUUGCUUGCAUCCAUAGUUUAUUCAUGCUGAUUCCGUCGUUUCGCAGGCUGCAAGCCUUUGAUCGAAUAGCAAAAACCAUAGUUUUGCCAAUACGACCAAUGCCCCUGUUUGUCGUGAUCGCUAUUGCUUCCUGUGGUCGUGGAUUCUAUCCUGAUUUUGAUGCUUUUUACUGCUCUUAUUCAUCGGUAAAUGCUGAAGUUUCUCCCAUCAGUUCGAUCCAUUCGUCUCUGGACGACGAUGAGUUCAAAGCUAGGUUUAGCGAGCUCGUCAGCAAGCAACAUUGGUCAACCUUCAAGAGAGAAUUUGGGGAAAUUGAACCGAAGAAGCUCUUGCCUUCUCUGUUUGAGAAGAAGAUCGAUCUGGGAAUAGUGUUUAGGUACUUCAAAUGGGUUCAGAGGGAACAAGGGGCAGUCUUUGAUCUUGGUUCUUAUUGUACAAUGUUCCGCCGCUUGGCUGAAUGUAGGGAAUAUGGGAAAGUUAGGGCAGCGAUUCACUUGAUGGUCGGUGGAGAACCCGUAAACUCGGACUCAAGCGCAGCUGUCCUUCAUAAGAUCAUCGUUUCCGGUGGAGAGAGAAGAGAUCUUACUGGGCUUGUCAUCGAUAUGUUGGUGUACGAGUUGGUCAAAAGUUCUAAGCUUUUCAUGGCGUUAGAUGCAUUUAGAAGGUCAGGCUAUUAUGGAUUUCGAUUAUCCGUAUUGUCCUGCAAUUCGAUUUUGAAUGCAUUGGCGAAGACGACUGACACGCAGAAUAUAGAGAUUGUUUUCAAAGAUAUGAUGAGCAGAAGAAUUAAUCCCAACCAGAUUACUUUCAAUAUCGUGAUCCACGUUUUUGUUAAGGUUGGAAAGUUGCAGAAGGCAAUGGACCUGGUGAAGGAUAUGGAGUCGUGGGGCUGCUCGCCUUCGGUCGUCACGUAUAAUGUGAUUAUGAACGGUUGUUGCAAAAUGUGCAAAGUGGGAAGGAUGCUUAAAGCUGAGGCAAUCCUGAAAGAGAUGAUAUCCAAGAAGAUUUUGCCAACUGUGGUCACAUAUAACAUUCUUAUUGAGGGAUACUGCAAGGAUGAGAAUUGUUUCUUGGCAUUGCGGUUGCUGGUGGAGAUGAAGAAGAAGAAGAUGUUGCCCAAUGUCGUAACUUACAAUUCGCUGAUCAAUGGGCUUUGCAACGAAGGAGAAAUUACAGCAGCGGCUAACUUGCUUGAAGAAAUGAAGGAUCAAGGUAUAGAGCCCAAUAUAGUGACCUACAAUUCUCUGAUCAAUGGUUACUGCAAGAAGGGAAUGGUUUUGGAGGCCAGAAAAUGUAUGAACUGCAUCAUGGAAAGUUGUCUAGUGCCUAAUCUUGUGACAUACAAUACCUUAAUAGAUGGAUGGAAAUUGGGUAAGAUGAAGGAUGCUUGCGCCAUGUAUAAUUUAAUGUUGGAAAGAGGCAUGCCUCUUGAUAUUUCAACGUACAACUCUCUGCUCACUGGAUUCUGCAAAGCAAACAGGACGCAAGAUGCUAGUAAGCUAUUAGAUAAAAUGGUAGAAAAGGGUAUAAAAGCUGACAUUGUGACUUACAAUAUACUGAUUAAAGCUUUGUGUGAGCGAAAUCAAUCUGGAAAAGGAGUCACUUUGUUGGACGAAAUGUUGGAUGCGGGUUUGAAGCCAAGUCAUGUGACGUACAAUACUUUAAUUGAGGGGUUCUGUAAGGAAGGAAAUCUGAAGGGUGCCUUGAUUUUGAGGGCAAGAAUGGAGAAAGAAGGGAAGCAUGCCAAUGUGGUUACCUAUAAUCUAUUGCUUAAGGGUCAUUGUAAGAAAGGAAAUCUGGAAGAUGCAAAUAGGCUUCUGAACGAUAUGCUUGAAAAGGGUUUAGUUCCAAACCGUGUAACUUAUGAUGUCAUCAAAGAUGACAUGAUGCAGAAAGGAUUCAUUCCAGAUAUUGAUGGUCAUGUAUACAGUUCUGUUUCCUAGUAUUGAUGUUCAUGACAUGAAUUGUUGGCUUCGACUGCUAUUGCUGACCAGAGGGCAACGCCUGCCAAGCUAAGCAUAUCUAUCAAAAGGAGGAGACUAAUGGUAAGAUUUUCUCCAAUUUUUUCAGUGUGUGAAAAUAUGAACUAUAAACAUGCUUUAUUCAAGUCAGCAAUUGGAAGCAUUGUUGGUCGCGUGAUGGGAGGUACAUGGUGAUUUAUCUGCAACAUGAGUAUAUAAUGACAGCCCUGAGCUUGUGAAGUCAGAGGGUGGUAUGCGUUUUUUCCUACUCAUGGUGUUAGAAUCCUUUCUGCAAUGUGAACAGAUUAUGUUGCAUUCCUAUGCUCUAGUUGGAAUCCCUUAUGAUGAUAGUGUACACGUUGCCAGCUUAAAGAUGGGCACGUUUCAUGUCCUUGUUAUUACUCUGCCUACACACGGUACGAUUGCCAUUUUCCAUACAAAAAAUGCAAUUGUAUGUCAUUAGUGUUUCAUUGAAGAUCAAAGAGAAAGACAAUUUCAAUUUCUCCUUCCUUGAUGCUGAUGUCCUACACACGGUAGUAUGCACAUAAACGAUGCUAAUGGUGAAAAUCCAGCAUCAUAUACUUGUAUGAGCUAAAGUCCCAGAGUGUGCAUUCAAACUAGCUCUAAUGAACUUCUCAAUAGGCAGUGCUUUCUCUCAUCUGCGAUGUCACACUGAUGUCUAUAAGAGCCAAGCGGGUGAAAUUUGUCAGUAAGAACAUCCUAUCCCAUUUUCCAGUGCUGCCUUUCUUGCACUGCUGAUCCUCCAUAUCGCCAGAAAAAGGGCGUCCGUUUGGUCACAGAUAGGAAGGAACAGAGACGGAGAGGGAAAGGGGCACCGACGAGAAGCAGAUUUCGCGAGGAGUAGUUUCAACCCUUUUCCCCUCUUUUAUUUCUCUCUCUCUCUCUCUCUCUCUUUCGACUUUCAGCACAGGUUCUGAGUCAUCAAAAGAUGUAGCACCAGAUACGAGUUGCAAGCCCCUGCUAGCGAAACUUUGAGAAGAGUUUAAGCAAAAUCAUCGUCCAUUCUGCGCCUAUACCAUAAGACUUGUUUCCGCUCUUGCGGUGGAAGAUGUGGACGUGAAGAGAUGUUAAACCAUCAACAUUCACUAUGCUUCGCGGUAGGAAGCCUUGCCCUUCCAAAUGUCACCAAACUAAUGCCACGUUGAUCGGAGUGGACGUGGUGGAGAUUGUGUUUAGGAAGAAAAUUCAUCCUUGAAAUGGGAGGAACUUCUGUUUGUAGCUGGCAUUCCGAUUGCUUGUACAUCUUAUUCAUGAUUUGAUGUCCAAAAACAGAAAAUUAGUUCGAAUUUGUGCAAUUGGAAUGGUUUUCUUUGUGAA